UAUAUAGCCAGAACUAGAGCUAGACAACAUCUGGAACGAAUCAUUAAAUACCAGCAUUAUCAACAUAUUUUUUCCCAUUCAAAUCUCUUCUCUUCUUUUCCUGGCCCUGAAGACACCUGUUCCUGCUGCUCUCUCAAGCCGACCACUUGCCUGUCGACAGAAUCCUUGCUGUCCGUCAUUAGACCAGAAUCCUCUAUCAUUUACGGCGACCACUCCUGCCACAACACCCACGAACCCAUCUUUUUCACUCUUUGCUUCUACGUAUACACUUUCAUCAACUGCAAAUAUAUCUCCACUCUGGGACUCAUCGAACCUUGAACCCUCCUCUCAUGUGCGACCAAUUAAAGAGGCUUUCACAAAUGCCAAUGAUUUUGAAUCCGCGUCCACCUCUUCGACUUUAACAACAGUAACAUCAAAUUUGACCUCCCACUUCCAAGUCUCUGAAUCUGCAGUCACCUCAAAGCAGGCGGAUUUUCCUAGCUCUGAAUUCGAGCCACACACGAGCCUUCUGGUCGAAAAUACGGACCUGUCAGACAGCAGACUUUCCGCUGGCCUCUUAUAUGGAAGCCAAUCAUCACUGUUUAUGCCUACACCGACUCCAAGGUUACGAGGGCCUAUUUUCGGAACAAACGAGCACCACGAAACAGUGCAGGCGGAACCUCAAUCACUAAAUAGCCAUCCAUCAGAUAGGAUUCAGCGAAAGCAGGAAAAUUCUUAUUGUUCUUCCUCUUCCGCUCUGGCCCCUAGUGUAUCAGACCAUCAUACAUUAGGCCGAAUGCAUUUGUCACAUCCUAGCAGUCAGUUAAGAACUAAGUCUGAAUCGAUUCUUCGACAGUCAGAUUCCUCUCAUAUGUUCUCCAAAUCUGCUAAACCACCAGCAAGGGAUCAACAUCGUCCGCCGUUGGCUCAAUGCCAAGUAGCUUCUCUUCAGCAGCAAUCCCGGCUCGCUCAAGUGGCAACACAUCAACCCACAUCAGGGCAGCAGCAACAUGUGCCUCAGAAGAAACAGCCAUUUGAAUCACUAUACCCGGAAGAUAUGCCAUCUAGCUGCACUCAGUCCUAG
Messenger RNA from Protopolystoma xenopodis, 1063 nucleotides. NCBI's taxonomy places the organism in Eukaryota, Metazoa, Platyhelminthes, Monogenea, Polystomatidea, Polystomatidae. The record is from the annotation of a GenBank genome assembly.